This is a messenger RNA of Perca flavescens (yellow perch), 1048 nucleotides long. It is a transcript of the gene lin28b, whose product is annotated as lin-28 homolog B (C. elegans). The coding region runs from base 225 to 983 and encodes 252 amino acids. Gene Ontology annotation, biological process: pre-miRNA processing. Gene Ontology annotation, cellular component: nucleus; cytoplasm. Gene Ontology annotation, molecular function: zinc ion binding; mRNA binding. The transcript has 5 exons. Lineage: Eukaryota; Metazoa; Chordata; Actinopteri; Perciformes; Percidae. The record is from RefSeq and is a predicted model, not a curated record.
AGAGAGGGACAGCAGUGCAGAGGUGGUGAGAGUGAGGAAGGGAUUGAAGGGAAGAAAGAGAGACAUGACAAACAUAUCAAAAGGCAGAAAGCACGCCGUACCAUGCGAGCUAAAUUGGUGACCGAUGGGAUCGAGGAUGUCGGAUUAAUGGUGACGACCGCAGCCCGUUUUCGCAGAGGAAGCUUCUCUAUUGCAACUUGGGCGCAGAGGGUCCGAGGGGAAACAUGGCCGAAGGAGGGCCGGGUAAAGGUGGCGGAGAAGACCCCGCCAAGUCCACCGAGCAGGAGGACCGGACUCGACCUCAGAUCCUGUCGGGAUCGGGCUUCUGCAAAUGGUUCAACGUCCGGAUGGGCUUUGGAUUUAUCUCAAUGACCAGCAGCGAAGGGAGCCCCGUUGACCCCCCUCUGGAUGUUUUCGUCCACCAAAGCAAACUGGUGAUGGAGGGCUUCCGCAGCUUAAAGGAGGGUGAGCAGGUGGAGUUCACCUAUAAGAAGUCCUGUAAGGGCCUGGAGUCCCUGCGGGUGACCGGACCUGGUGGGGGACCCUGCGCAGGCAGCGAGAGAAGACCCAAAGGGAAGGUCCCACUCCAGAAACGCAAACCAAAGGGAGACCGGAAUAUAAUGAUUCAUACGCACCAGUCUUGGCUUCAUCCAACAAAAGCUGAAUAUAUCUGUUAUAACUGUGGAGGUCUGGAUCACCAUGCCAAGGAGUGUGGCCUGCCCCCCCAGCCAAAGAAAUGCCACUACUGCCAGAGCAUCACGCACAUGGUGGCUCAGUGUCCCCACAAGGCGCUGGCGCCCGCCACAGGCUCUCAGGACCAACAUGCGUCUACCUCGGCCUUCAGCCCAGGGACCGGGCCCUACCUCUGCCCCCCAGAGGAGGAGGAGCGCUCCGCCUCGUCUCCCCUGGAGGGCUCCUCCUCUUCCCCUGAGGAGCCCCACACACACCGCGGCCCCCGGACCCAGAGGUGGAGGAAAUCCUGAAGACAGCCCAUAGAGGUGAACCUUUCACCACUAACUCCUGACCCUCAUGUCUCCCCUCAAUCAAG